Paramecium sonneborni is the source of this 369-nucleotide messenger RNA. The record is from the annotation of a GenBank genome assembly. NCBI's taxonomy places the organism in Eukaryota, Ciliophora, Oligohymenophorea, Peniculida, Parameciidae.
AUGGAUAAUGUUAAAAUGUUUUUAAGUAUGCUGAAUAUAUAGAGUACAAAAGAGAGUGAAUGUCAAAAAGAUGAAUUAAAUGAUUCAAUUGAUUUAUAUAUAGAAUCAAAGAUUAGUGAAGUAGAAAUAAAGAUUGUGAAGUACUUACAUGGAAUGGGAGUUUAGACUAAAACAGAUCCAGGUUAAAAGGAAUAAUAAUAUUGGAAUUCGAAAAGACAUGAGAGUAAUAAGAAAUUAGAACAAUUUUGGAGUAGUAACAAUUUAUCAAUGAAUUCUUCAUUAACUCGUUUAUUGAAGAGUAGAUAAUCUCAAACAUUUUAAGAUUUUGGACAGAGUGGAAUAUUUGUUCAAGAUUUUGGAACUUACUGA